AUGGAAUCGACUUUUGAAGAGGAUACUUUUUGUGAGCAGUUUCUAUCACCAAAAGAUGUGGUUCUUCGCAAAAUCGAGUUUAUUUUUGCGGAUGUUGGAGAGCAAAUUGAGCGAGGUGAUAAAACAAUAAUAAUCCGGACAUCGUUUGAAAACUCGCAUUAUCAUUUGAAAUAUAGUUCUCAAAGAAAAAAGAAGUUGAAACGAGAUUUAUGCUGCAUUCAACAAAUUCGGGAAAUGCUUAAAAGCAACAAGAAAUCGACGAAAAGGGAAAUGUAUUAUCAAUUUAAAGAAUUGUACGAGACUCAAAGGAAUAUAGACAGAAGUAUUCAACAAAUAUGUGAACUUCUCGGCGAAACAAGAUAUAAUUUGAACAUUCUGUCAUGCGGUAAAGGAAUUAUGCGAGGAACUAUCUCGUUUGUCACAAAUGAUGCGAGUUUCAUUGACGCCAGGACACAAACGGUUUUGAUUGAAGAACGCAAAAAUUUCCGUAUUUUUUUAGAGAGCUUGUUAAACAUGCGAACAAUCAGCGAGGCAGAAUUCAUCCUAGUCGUCGAAAAAGAAGCUGCUUUUCAAAAGUUGCUAGACGAAAAUUUCUUUAUAUUUUUCCCCCGUAGCAUACUUUUGACGGCUAAAGGAUAUCCGGACAUUUGUUCGAGAAAUGUUCUUCGCCAUCUUGUAGAUACGAUAAAAAUACCAGUUUUUGGACUUUUUGAUGCCGAUGCCUAUGGUAUCGAAAUAUAUUUGACUUACAAAUAUGGUAGUAUUCUCGAAAGCUCGGAAUGUCGGGACGCUUUUAUUCCUCAAAUUCAGUGGGUCGGGGUGUUUCCAAGCGAUUGCAACAAAUUCCCAAUAAAUCAAAAUCAAUUUUCAAAUCUUAGCCAUUCGGAUAGCAAGAAAUUGUUUAAACUCUUGAAUAGAUCGAUUCAACUGAAUGAGCAGGUUGUUCGUCAGGAAAUAGAUUACAUGCUCCAACUUAAGACGAAGUUCGAAAUAGAAGCGGUUAGUUCGAUUGGCGAGGAAUAUCUCUCAAGAGCGCUUCUUUACAAUAGAAUUCGUCAUCUGCUGGACGCUUCAAAGAUUCGACAUUCUUGA
This is a messenger RNA of Caenorhabditis bovis, 1092 nucleotides long. NCBI's taxonomy places the organism in Eukaryota, Metazoa, Nematoda, Chromadorea, Rhabditida, Rhabditidae. The record is from the annotation of a GenBank genome assembly.